Molecule: messenger RNA, 2282 nt
Organism: Homo sapiens (human)
Lineage: Eukaryota; Metazoa; Chordata; Mammalia; Primates; Hominidae
Gene: CDK20
Product: cyclin dependent kinase 20
Exons: 9
Coding region: 88-1116 (342 amino acids)
Biological process (GO): regulation of cell cycle
Cellular component (GO): cilium; cytoplasm; nucleus
Molecular function (GO): ATP binding; protein kinase activity; cyclin-dependent protein serine/threonine kinase activity
Source: RefSeq, a predicted model, not a curated record
GUGCGAGCUCAGAUCAGCGUGGGGUGGAGGAGAAGUGGAGUUUGGAAGUUCAGGGGCACAGGGGCACAGGCCCACGACUGCAGCGGGAUGGACCAGUACUGCAUCCUGGGCCGCAUCGGGGAGGGCGCCCACGGCAUCGUCUUCAAGGCCAAGCACGUGGAGCCGAGGGUGGGCUGGCAGUGUCUGCCUUCUAUCCUGCAGACUGGCGAGAUAGUUGCCCUCAAGAAGGUGGCCCUAAGGCGGUUGGAGGACGGCUUCCCUAACCAGGCCCUGCGGGAGAUUAAGGCUCUGCAGGAGAUGGAGGACAAUCAGUAUGUGGUACAACUGAAGGCUGUGUUCCCACACGGUGGAGGCUUUGUGCUGGCCUUUGAGUUCAUGCUGUCGGAUCUGGCCGAGGUGGUGCGCCAUGCCCAGAGGCCACUAGCCCAGGCACAGGUCAAGAGCUACCUGCAGAUGCUGCUCAAGGGUGUCGCCUUCUGCCAUGCCAACAACAUUGUACAUCGGGACCUGAAACCUGCCAACCUGCUCAUCAGCGCCUCAGGCCAGCUCAAGAUAGCGGACUUUGGCCUGGCUCGAGUCUUUUCCCCAGACGGCAGCCGCCUCUACACACACCAGGUGGCCACCAGCCCUCUUCCUCGCAGGUGGUACCGAGCCCCCGAGCUCCUGUAUGGUGCCCGCCAGUAUGACCAGGGCGUCGAUCUGUGGUCUGUGGGCUGCAUCAUGGGGGAGCUGUUGAAUGGGUCCCCCCUUUUCCCGGGCAAGAACGAUAUUGAACAGCUUUGCUAUGUGCUUCGCAUCUUGGGCACCCCAAACCCUCAAGUCUGGCCGGAGCUCACUGAGCUGCCGGACUACAACAAGAUCUCCUUUAAGGAGCAGGUGCCCAUGCCCCUGGAGGAGGUGCUGCCUGACGUCUCUCCCCAGGCAUUGGAUCUGCUGGGUCAAUUCCUUCUCUACCCUCCUCACCAGCGCAUCGCAGCUUCCAAGAUGUCGUAUGCUUGGGUGCCAUCACCUCAUGACGCUGCCUGCUGUUGUGCCCUGUGCUCACUCCUCUCCAGCCCCAGGGGCUCUCCUCCAUCAGUACUUCUUCACAGCUCCCCUGCCUGCCCAUCCAUCUGAGCUGCCGAUUCCUCAGCGUCUAGGGGGACCUGCCCCCAAGGCCCAUCCAGGGCCCCCCCACAUCCAUGACUUCCACGUGGACCGGCCUCUUGAGGAGUCGCUGUUGAACCCAGAGCUGAUUCGGCCCUUCAUCCUGGAGGGGUGAGAAGUUGGCCCUGGUCCCGUCUGCCUGCUCCUCAGGACCACUCAGUCCACCUGUUCCUCUGCCACCUGCCUGGCUUCACCCUCCAAGGCCUCCCCAUGGCCACAGUGGGCCCACACCACACCCUGCCCCUUAGCCCUUGCGAGGGUUGGUCUCGAGGCAGAGGUCAUGUUCCCAGCCAAGAGUAUGAGAACAUCCAGUCGAGCAGAGGAGAUUCAUGGCCUGUGCUCGGUGAGCCUUACCUUCUGUGUGCUACUGACGUACCCAUCAGGACAGUGAGCUCUGCUGCCAGUCAAGGCCUGCAUAUGCAGAAUGACGAUGCCUGCCUUGGUGCUGCUUCCCCGAGUGCUGCCUCCUGGUCAAGGAGAAGUGCAGAGAGUAAGGUGUCCUUAUGUUGGAAACUCAAGUGGAAGGAAGAUUUGGUUUGGUUUUAUUCUCAGAGCCAUUAAACACUAGUUCAGUAUGUGAGAUAUAGAUUCUAAAAACCUCAGGUGGCUCUGCCUUAUGUCUGUUCCUCCUUCAUUUCUCUCAAGGGAAAUGGCUAAGGUGGCAUUGUCUCAUGGCUCUCGUUUUUGGGGUCAUGGGGAGGGUAGCACCAGGCAUAGCCACUUUUGCCCUGAGGGACUCCUGUGUACUUCACAUCACUGAGCACUCAUUUAGAAGUGAGGGAGACAGAAGUCUAGGCCCAGGGAUGGCUCCAGUUGGGGAUCCAGCAGGAGACCCUCUGCACAUGAGGCUGGUUUACCAACAUCUACUCCCUCAGGAUGAGCGUGAGCCAGAAGCAGCUGUGUAUUUAAGGAAACAAGCGUUCCUGGAAUUAAUUUAUAAAUUUAAUAAAUCCCAAUAUAAUCCCAGCUAGUGCUUUUUCCUUAUUAUAAUUUGAUAAGGUGAUUAUAAAAGAUACAUGGAAGGAAGUGGAACCAGAUGCAGAAGAGGAAAUGAUGGAAGGACUUACGGUAUCAGAUACCAAUAUUUAAAAGUUUGUAUAAUAAUAAAGAGUAUGAUUGUGGUUCAAGGAUAAAAA